UGAGAGGGUUAGUACCACUAGUGCUGCUUUUCUCCUCAUUGAUGAAGUUCAGCGAACAGAGUCGAUGGAGACAAAUGUCUAAAAACACACCGUGGAAUUAUUCAUUGUUUGGGAAAACUAUGCCUUUUUUACACGACUGACAAUCCAAGGACACGUGUGCAUCCUAGACAUUUCAUUUAUUCAAGUGCAUCUUCACAUCGAUCUGCCUCCUGCCUCCUUUCAUCAACCUGCCUCCUGCUGCCUUUUGUGGGGAGGAUGGAUACCCGGCUGACUUUACCCCGGUCCUUGGGCUUGCUUUGCACGGUAGUUGCACUGUCGGGGCUCCGGAGCCCAGUAGUUGCAGCGGGGAGGAGCUGCGCUGAUACCCGGCAGGUGUACGCGGAGAAGGGGUACAGCACCGGCAUUGCACCGGUGACUCAAAUCUCGGGUGAGCACUUGAGGCUCUGUCCUCAGGACUACACCUGCUGCUCCAGCCAGAUGGAGGAGACGUUGGCACUUCAAAGCGAGAGGGACUUCUUAAAAUCCUUGGAGGACCAUAGCCAGUUCCUGCUGACCACCUUCACCCAGAGGCAGCGGCGGUUUAACGAGUUCUUCAGGGAGCUAAUAGACUUGUCCGAGAAGUCCAUGAACCAGAUGUUUACCAAGACCUACGGACGGCUCUUCACGCAGAAUGCGCAUGUCUUCCAGGAGCUGUUUGCAGAGCUUCGCAGAUAUUAUUCAGGGGGCAGCGUGAGCCUGACAGAGGUUCUGUCAGACUUCUGGUCCAGGUUGGUGGAGCGGGUCUUCACCCUCGUCAACCCUCAGUAUCAGUUCAGUGAUGACUACCUGGAGUGCGUCACCAAACACGCCGAACAGCUGCAGCCCUUCGGAGACGUGCCUCGCAAGCUACGCGUGCAGGUGUCCAGGGCUUUUAUUGCAGCAAGGGCACUAUCUCAAGGCUUGGCCACUGGGCGAGAUAUUGUCAACAAAGCCACAAAGCUGACUCCAGACUCAGAAUGUGUGCAUGGCCUAAUGCGUCAGUGGUACUGCCCGCUGUGUCGAGGAAUGCCCUCCCUGCGUCCAUGCCGUGCCUUCUGCCUGAACGUGAUGAAAGGAUGCUUGGCCAAUCAGGCUGAUCUGGACACCGAGUGGGAUUAUUUCAUUGAUGCCCUUUACCAGGUUGCAGAGAAGUUGGAGGGGCCGUUCAACAUGGAGUUGGCGGCAGAUUCCAUCUCCGUCAAAGUGUCCGAAGCCAUCAUGCACAUGCAAGAAAACAGCGUCAGCAUCUCCACCAAGGUCUUCCAAGGUUGUGGAAACCCCAGACCUCUUCCAGGACGAUCCAAGCGCUCACCAAAAGAGUCGGGGGGCAACAGGAGGCCUUUCCGCACCUACACCCCGGAGGAAAAACCCACCACUGCUGCAGGCACCAACCUGGACCGACUGGUUACUGAACUGAAGGAGCGCUUGCGGCCCAUGGGAAGCUUCUGGGUGUCCCUCCCACACACCAUCUGCAACGAUGAAAAAAUGGCAGCCGACGUCACAAACGAGGAUCGUUGUUGGAACGGGCAGGCCCGGGGGAGGUAUCUUCCGGAGGUGACGGGUGACGGCCUGGCCAGCCAGAUCAACAACCCUGAGGUGGAAGUGGACAUUGGACGGCCCGAUGUGAGGACCAGACAGCUGAUCAUGGAGCUGAGGGUGGCCACCAACAAACUGAGACAUGCACAGAGUGGACAGGACAUGGACUUUAUGGACAGUGAAGAGGGCAGCGGUUCAGGGGGAGGAGACAGUAGUGAAAGAUACAGCGACGACUGGCCGGGUUAUGGUCCUUACUCUCCUCCUUACAACAAGCCCCCUCGUAACUCCGCCCCCUCUCCCCCUGCCUCCAACCCAGUGAAGCCUCCUCGGGUUCGGGAGAGAAACAACAAGUGGAACCGCAACAACGGCCGGGUCAUUCAUUCUGCAGCGAAUCCCCUCACCUCCUCCUUGCUUCCUUUGUUACUGCUUUUUUUUAUGGUCAUGGCAGCCUUGCUGAGAUAGCUGCUUGUUGCUGCUUAAGCACAUUAGGACAGAAAAAUAUUCCAUUUGGUUACACCAGCACAAAAAACGUAACAGCCCAACAUAUGUGCUAUGAUUAUUUUUAAUCCCGAAACUGCACAAGCCACUAAAUAUCAUUAUAUCACCAUUCUAAAAAUUCAAAAUCAUAUUCGUGAAAUGUUCAGUCUUGAAAAGCAAUAUGCUGUGCUGGGUGCUUCAAUUACAUAAAAUGCUUGAUUUAAUUUACUUUAACAAAAUAAUUUGGCAACAGCUGUGGUAAGAUAUCAUUGAACUACUUAUAAGAUUUGAUUUAAUAUUUAAAAAAACAACAAAAAAAAGCACCAAAGGCGAUUUGCUUAGAACAGUGGUUCUCAACUGGUUUGGCAGCAGGUCCCACCAUCACCCAUCAAUGACAAGUGGUGACCCAAACUGCGAAACAUUUUUAAACUCAAACUUCCUAAAUAUCUUACAUUUAAAGGGACAGUUUACAACACAGCAUGAGCUGCAGCGGUGAGACGCUCUUGCCUGCCUUUAGGCAUGCUCUUCUCCAGCAGAUAUCUGCAGCUGUGUGUUGGACGGACGGCCACUCAAUAUCCAAUGUGACAUUGGGUAAUGACAUUAUUAUAAUUUUUUUGCCACUCGCCUUUGGGUUACGAUCCACCAGUUGAGAAUUCCUGGCUUAGAAUGCACAAAAACAAUGACAUGUAAUGUAAAAAUACUGAUGCUUUUUAACUUAUUUAUUAUUUAUUAUUAUUGUUUAUUUAACUCAAUUUAUUUCUAUUUAAGACAAUGUUUGAUUGUUUUUAUCGUCUAAGAGAAGUGUUAUAAAAAUAAGUCAUCACCCUCUAAAAACACAUAAUUGGAAUAUUUUGUAUUAAAAGUUGUUGACAGUGUGGAAGUAUUUAUAUGAUAUUUGUGUGCUGCAUGUGCUAUUUUAGCGAGCAGAUGUCUGAAUGCUUUUUUUAAACGGUGCGCUUUUCUACUUCCUUUUCCUAAAAGCAACAAAAAUGUGUCAGAUUGAAUGUUUGACGGACGAUGACUCCUAUGUGUCAUACGAGGCUGAUUGAAGAAAAAAAAUGUGGCGAUUGAUUGUGAAGUCUUUGUUUUUAAUAGAAGCACAUUUUGAAAUAAUGCUGGAUUAUCAUUGUACAAUACAAAAAAGAACAUUUUUGUUUGUAAAUAACAAGAUGGUUUCAAAAAAGCAGCGGUGUUGUAGUUUUGUGUCUUUCCGAUGAUCAGUAUUCAAAUGAGCUGCAAAUGAGCCCCAAAACGGUGAAUGGUGAAAAGAGCACAAUUCAUGUUGUUAACAAACAAGUGAUAUUUUCUGCCUCAUUAAAACAAAUG
Messenger RNA from Dunckerocampus dactyliophorus (ringed pipefish), 3357 nucleotides. It is a transcript of the gene gpc2, whose product is annotated as glypican 2. Gene Ontology annotation, cellular component: plasma membrane; extracellular region; synapse. Gene Ontology annotation, biological process: cell migration; smoothened signaling pathway; regulation of protein localization to membrane. The transcript is spliced from 11 exons. The record is from RefSeq and is a predicted model, not a curated record. The coding region runs from base 256 to 2016 and encodes 586 amino acids. NCBI's taxonomy places the organism in Eukaryota, Metazoa, Chordata, Actinopteri, Syngnathiformes, Syngnathidae.